Molecule: messenger RNA, 1965 nt
Organism: Calypte anna (Anna's hummingbird)
Lineage: Eukaryota; Metazoa; Chordata; Aves; Apodiformes; Trochilidae
Gene: TAX1BP3
Product: Tax1 binding protein 3
Exons: 4
Coding region: 151-537 (128 amino acids)
Biological process (GO): neurotransmitter receptor transport, endosome to postsynaptic membrane; neurotransmitter receptor transport postsynaptic membrane to endosome
Cellular component (GO): postsynaptic membrane; adherens junction; postsynaptic density
Molecular function (GO): protein binding
Source: RefSeq, a predicted model, not a curated record
CGCGAGGGCUGCCGGGGAAAAGGCGGUUUCCGGCGCCGCUGGGCGGGGCGGUGUCUGAUUGGCUGGAGGCGGCUGUGACGUCAGCAGGACCCGGGGCUGCACCGGGAGCUUUUGUUCGUGCGGCGGCAGCAGCGGGGCCGGUGCGGGGCCAUGUCCGUGUCCAUGUCCUACGUGCCGGGGCAGCCCGUCACCGCCGUGGUGCAAAGAAUUGAAAUCCACAAACUUCGUCAGGGUGACAAUUUGAUCCUGGGAUUCAGCAUUGGAGGUGGAAUUGAUCAGGAUCCAACUCAGAAUCCUUUCUCUGAAGACAAGACUGAUAAGGGUAUCUAUGUAACAAGGGUGACAGAAGGAGGCCCAGCAGAAGUUGCAGGACUCCAGAUUGGAGAUAAGAUCAUGCAGGUGAAUGGCUGGGAUAUGACAAUGGUGACCCACGACCAAGCUAGGAAGAGGCUGACAAAAAGGAAUGAAGAAGUGGUACGGCUGCUGGUGACCAGGCAAUCCCUGCAGAAAGCUGUGCAACAAUCCAUGAUGUCCUAAUAAUCCAGCACCAGGUUGGGGAAGGGUUGGGGAGGGAGAUACACAGACUGGUAUCAAGGAAGGAAGCAAAUGUUAGACCUGAACUGGUUGUCUGGAAGGGAGUGCAUGUUCCUAACUGUGGUAAACACUUAUUUUUAUUUCCUUUCUCUGGUGUAACUGGCAGUAGUAAAACUCUAGUUCCCCUCUAGCAAAAGUGCUUCUCUAAAAGUCUUCCCUGCAGGCACAUGGUAAGACUUCAGUGUAGUUAUGGCUUUCAGGAGGACAGGACAGAUCCUGCCUGGUUUAAGGAAGCAACUGGACAAGCCUGAACUUGGAAACGGUUCUUCCAUAGCACAGAAACUUCUGUUUUAGAAGGAAAUGGGGUUUCUGCUGUGGAAGAUAAGAGGAUUUUCUGUGCUUAAGCUUUUAGAAGUGAGCUGUCCUGUCCUCCUCUAAGCUAUCAAAUUAAGAGUUGCACAGAGCUGUGGGGAGGAGCACUGUACUAAUCUCACGUUGUGUGCUAGCUAGGAGUGUGCUGAAGGGUUUGGGGCAUUAUGGUUCACUGCAAAGGUUCCCUGCACAAAGCAGCCUCUUCAGACAGAAGCAAAAACCAACUAGGGCAGAAGUAUUAGAUGAAUACCUGCAAAGUACAAUACAAUUCAUAGACACUACAGUUCAGUUUCACUGUCAGAGUAAAACCUUAACUCUCCUUGUUCCCAAAUAAUUUGUAACAUUGAAAGAAUCAGGCUUAAAAGGAAAGAAAGCACUUGCUGAACUCACCAAAAGAGCUGCUCGGGGCUGGAGAGUCUUUGGUUCUUCAUUCCACUUCUAUCAGAUUUGAAAUGGGCAGGGUGGAUUUUAGUCAGUCUUCUACAAGACUUUGCUUAAGUCACUGAUGCCAGUAAUUUCCAAAAGUGCCUCUUGACCAAGUUUAAACUUCUGGUAAGAUACCAAGUUGUUUCAAUCAACAUGCCACAGGAUUUAAGAUUUUUGCUGCAACUCUUUAAGUUAAUUAUCUAGCAUCCUAGUGGUUUGUUAACCAGCUAGCUUUACAAUUAUCAAAAGACUGGAUUCCUUAAUUCCCUUAAGUUGAUUUAUACAGAUUUAUACUUUCCUUAAGCAGUCUUCAGGUAAGCUGUUGUAAAUAGAACAUGAGGAGGUGGCAGACUAACUUAUUCAGUACAUUACUGCCCUGCCAUGUUCAUAUGUUGUGAUUGCUGCAUCUCAGACUGCUCUGUACACACCAGCAGAUGCCUACUGACCAUUUUUAUAUCCUUGGAAUGACUCCAAUACUGCUUUUGAAUUUUGUAACUUAAGAUUUCAGUGGUAAAUUUUAAGGGUUUCGAGUUUGAAGUUAUUUUUGUUACUAUAAAGAGACACUGCUAUUUGUACUGCUAUUCCACUUGAUUUUUUUUUUUUUUUUACACACAAUAAAACAAAGUUGGAUUU